AAUAAGAUUUUUUUGACAGAACAGUAGAAAAAAGUUACAAAAAUGCUUGAAAACAGUAGAACUACCUACUAACCAAAUAGAUAAACAAACAACUUCUCGCCUUAAUGCGACUCUAGCGCCAGCUAUCGGCUACCUGACACAUUAAUUAAAGCAUAGCUCAAGGACCGAUCGACUCUGCUUAAACGCUCGGCCAUCUUACGUUUAAUAAUUGUAUCAAUAAUUAAAAUAAAAAAUACCGGAAUAAAUAAUUAUUUUAAUUUAAUUGAAAUCAAUUAAUAUUCUCUAAAAGUUUAGUUUAAAAAAAAUUUCAUAAAAUUUAAAUAACACAGUUGUAUUUCAAUCGCCAGAGGGGGUAAAAUGUCGAUUGUAGAAGGAGUAUGAAUGUUGUUUGGUUCAAUUUUCUGAUUUAGAGAAAUUAGAUAACGGAAUGGAUAACACACCUACAAGUCCUAGCAAUGGUAAAAGUAAAGUUACUCCCAUUUUGGAGAGAAUAUCGCCUAGAACAAUUCCAGGAGCGUUGACUAAUUACAAUAAAGGGGCCAUUGACUGGGGUUGGCAGUCUUUUGUUGCUUAUGGAUGUCAUCGACACGUCAUCAUCAUUGACACAAGAUAUUUGAAAAUAUUCCAAACUUUAGUAAAACAUAAAAGUGAUGUUGUCAAGGUCAAAUGGUCAAAGGAGUGCCAUUAUCAUGAUUCUUUCAAUCCGUAUAAUAUUACAUUAGCUUCGGCAGAUAAUGGAGGCUCAAUAAUCAUCUGGGAUGUCAAACAGGGUGUAGAAAAAUCCAUUUUAAGUGAUGGAAAUAAGACUGUUGCAGAUAUGGAAUGGGUAACAGGAUCCGAUUGCUGUCAUCAUUUACUUGUGGCACUUCACCCUCCAUAUUCCAUUAUCUUGUGGAAUACAGAAACUGGAAGUAAAAUGUGGAAGAAGCUGUAUACAGAAGUAUUACAAUCAUUUGCUUUUGAUCCUUUCAGUGAAAAUAAUUUGGCAUUUUUAGCAUCAGAUUGCAUUCUCUUUGUGGAUGAUUUUAAUUUGAUUAAAGUACCUUCUAGCAAUGGAAGAAAAUUUUUUGUAUCGAAUCCUUCUUCGGUCUUAGGCAGUCAGCAAUCUCUGAAUACAAUUCCUUCUGGACAUCAGUCUAGUAUGGAAGAUAAAUCAAAAUCUGUGUCUAGAAGUAUUCUUCCACGAAGAAUGAGAUUUCUGAUAAGGGCAGAAACCAGAAACAGUUUAGAUGAAGGGGUGACUUUAAAUGAAUGUCUUCAAUUAAUUUAUCAUAGAUCAUAUCGACAUCAUCUGUUGUUGUUAUAUCCACGUGAAAUUCUUAUUCUUGAUUUGGAAAUUAAUCAGACAGUUGGUAUUGUUGCUGUAGAUUGGUCUUCGCCAAUGACGCAGCUGUAUUCUUGUGCCCAGAGAGAUGUUUUAUUUUCUCUUCAUGAAACAGGGAGCAUUGGAGUCAGAGUAAGACAUCGAGGCAAUUUGGCAUCUAACAGUCCUGAUGCUGGUGAUAGUUCUUCGAUAUGUUCUAAUGAAAUGUAUUUGGAAGUGAGUUAUGAUACCCGAUGUCAGUCGGAUCCUCUGCGACUCACAAAACAUGCCAGAAUCGUAGGAAUGAGUGUUUGUCCAGUGACGGAAUGUCGAGUGGCACUCCUGGUCAGUGACGGCCGAAUUGUUCUGUUGGAGUUGCAUGCCAUAAAGCAUCCAGUAGGAAACAACUGUGGGAUUCCGUUAUCUCCACUAUAUACGCCAGGAUUAAGUGAAUCGUUAGAAACAUUUGAAUUGCCCUCUUGUGAAAGUAUCGAUAAUAUAACUUCCAUUCCAUUACCUACUAAAACACCUUAUCCACGGAUGACAUUAGCAGAUAAAAUUGGUUCUGCCAAUUCUCCGGUGGAAAAUUCUAAAAAGAAUUGUUCGUCUGGAGUAACAUUAAAGAUGUUACUGACUGGUAUGUUUGGUGGAUUGGCACCUGUGCCGCACGUCAUUCGUAUGUGUCCUCCUGUUACAUUUCGAAAUUGGGCAGCUUACCAUCCUUUACUAGCAGUUGGAAAUUCAAAUGGCAGUGUUCAAGUAUUUAAUAUGGCUACAGGUAUGACUGAAAGGGAAUUCAGUUUACAUACUGCUCCUGUAAGGGGUAUCGAAUGGAUUAGUCUAACAUCAUUUCUGUCUUAUGCUCAUCCUAACUUGUGCAAUAACAUCGGACAAGUUCGGAAUGAAUUAGUAUUCACAGACUUUCUUUCUGGGAGGACGCUUUCUCUUCGUUCAGACAGAAAUGAAGAAUCUCCAAUAGAGAUGUUAAGAGUGUCGUAUCUCAGACAGUAUUUUAUUGUGGUAUUUAAAGAAGAACCAUUUGAAUUAUGGGAUGUACAUACUUUAACUCUGUUACGUACAAUGCCAAAAAAUUUUCCCAUAAUUACUGCACUGUCGUGGUCUCCUUUGCACAAAAAACCAGAUAAAGGAAAAGAAGUGGAAACCACCGAUUCGAUUUCUUCUUUACCAGAUAUGCCACAAUCUCCAAAAUCAAACUUGCCUGUUAAAGAACACAUCGUUUUUACCGACACUAAUGGUCAGUUGUAUCAUUUUACCAUCGAGGGAAAUGUCGUCAGAGAUGGAUCGAGAAUUCCUCCUGAUGCUGGUAUGGGGAGUAUCACUGCCAUUGUGUGGAAAGCAGAUAAAAUAGUAUUAAGUGACGUCGAUGGUAACUUGAAUCUAUGGGAUAUAAAAUGUAAGAUAUCUAGUCGAAUUCCCACACACAGAGGUUGGAUUAAAAAAAUUCAGUUUGGUCCUGGAAGAGGUAACAUGAAGAUAUUACUCUUAUAUAAUGAUGGCGUCGAUUUGUGGAACGUAGACGAUGCUACUUUAAUAAGCCAAAUAAAAUGCCCGCACGACAUGCCGAGAAUUCAAGACAUUGACUGGGCGAGUUCCGAUCGUCCCAUUCUGGCAACUUCUGACGGAUGCAUUGUUGUGACUGACAUCAAUUUAAAACAGGUCACUUCAGCAAUAAUUGAUUAUCAUCCAACUGAUUUCCCAUUCUGUCCGCAAAUCUUAUCGACUAAGGCAGCUCUCAAUCUGAAAUGCAUGCUGCAGCACCAACCGUGGAAACAGUUUUAUAGCUUAAAAUUUAAUACAAGCGACGGAUUUAAUAAUGACGAUUUGUUUCUCCUGGAGAAAUUAAUGGAAUCUGUCGAUGACGAAGUAAAGAAUUACCUCCAGGACUGUCAGUUCGGAGUUGCCGAACGAUGCCUUCAUGUCGCAAGGCUUUUUGGAGAUGAGGACGGAUGUAAAUUUUGGUCUGUUACACUUCAUUAUUUAAAAAGUAAAACAUUUAAGAAUGCAGAGGAGAAAUCUCUGACAGAGGAUAAAGAUGGAAAUUUGAUAGUGGGAUCAUUUACUGAUCAACCACUUGAUACCAGCUAUGAUAUUCUGUGCGACAAUCAAAGCUUUAGGAAAUUACAAUUAGAUAGAGUGUUAUUGCACGACGUGAAACGCAGCACGUAUGCCCAGACUCAGAAAUGUGCAGAAACUCUCGUGUUGUUGGGGCAGACCGAAAGAGCCGUACAAUUGUUGUUGGAGUCGGAAGCAGAUAACGACGGAUUUUACAUCGAUUGGUUGAGAGCAUGUCUGAUAGCAACAAUACAGUCUUCGGGAGCAUCGCAGUCCGUCAUUAAACUGGUGGCCACAAAUCUUAUCGCCAGCGGUAGAAUAUCCGAGGGAGUUCAACUUCUAUGUCUUAUCGACAAGGCACUGGAUGCCUGCAGAUACUUACAAAGUGCAGGACACUGGGACCAAGCCGUCUGGUUGGCUAAGGCAUCUCUGAAUCAGCAAGAGUGUUUAGAAGUACUAAAACGAUGGAUCGAUCACUUAUGUACUCCACAAGUAAAUCAAAGGGGCAAGGCAGUCACGGUUCUGAUUUCUCUCGGCCAAUUUUGGAAGGCAAUCGAGAUGCUUCACUCAUUGAAGAUGACAGAACGUGCCGCAAUGCUGCUACAGGCCUGUCGGGAGUUUGGGAUAGUGACGAAGAACGAAACGACUUCCUCGACGAUAGAUGCCGUAAUGCUGGACUACGCCAGAUACCUGCUGUCGAUUGGCAACCAUUUUGCCGCAUCCCACUUUUGCACGGUUGCGGGCGAAGUGGGGCAAGACCUGAAAAGAGAGAUCGAAAUACUGUCGGAAGACACUUGAACGCUUUCGCACUACGUAUACGAAAAUUUCUCCAUCGGUUACGGGAAGAACGUAACGAUUACGUGCACCAAAAUUAUGAAUAUCCGCAAUAUAAAUGUAUAUAUGUUGUUACACGAGCACGAUAGGGAUCGUGUUUUUAAGUUAUGCACGGAAGGGAACAAGCAGAAUCUUGACUCAAUUUUAAUAAACGGGAUACAAAUUUGUAUAUAAUC
This is a messenger RNA of Centruroides sculpturatus (bark scorpion), 4386 nucleotides long. Its product is annotated as WD repeat-containing protein 11-like. The record is from RefSeq and is a predicted model, not a curated record. Gene Ontology annotation, cellular component: cytoplasm. The transcript has 26 exons. Gene Ontology annotation, molecular function: protein binding. NCBI's taxonomy places the organism in Eukaryota, Metazoa, Arthropoda, Arachnida, Scorpiones, Buthidae. The coding region runs from base 428 to 4174 and encodes 1248 amino acids.